This is a messenger RNA of Equus caballus (horse), 6953 nucleotides long. RefSeq names its product zinc finger protein 697 (gene ZNF697). The record is from RefSeq and is a predicted model, not a curated record. NCBI's taxonomy places the organism in Eukaryota, Metazoa, Chordata, Mammalia, Perissodactyla, Equidae.
UUCUGUGACAGAGGUUUUGGAUGAGAUUAACAUUUAAAUUGGUGAACUUUGAGUAAAACAGAUUGAACUCCAUAAUAGGGGUGGGCCACAUCCAAUCAGUUGAAGGCCUGAAUAGAACAAAAAGACUGAUUUCUCUGACCAAGGAGGAAUUCUCCAGCAGACAGCCUUUGGACUGGACUUGCAGCAUCAGCUCUUCUAUGCUGGCCCACCCUGCAGAUUUUGGACUCACCAGCAUCCAUAAUCACAUGAGCCAAUUCCUGAUAAUAACUCUUGUUAUAUAUACACAUCCUAUAGGUUUUGUUCCUCUGGAAAACCCUGACCAAAAAAAAAAAAAAAAAGGUAUAUGCCCCAGAUUUAUCUGGCUGGCUGUUUUUUGUUUUUUGGGCUGGCUGUUUUGGAAGUAGUGUUUUAUACUAAAGAGAUGGAAAGAUCACUGGAGAGGCCAUCAGAAAAUUGAGAUUCUGGCCAUAACUCUUCGGGCAAACUGCGUUUUGGUCUCUGACCUGGUCAUUUUCCCUCUCUGGGCCUCAGUUUCCUGUCUGUUGAAGGAGUCUGAGCUAAGGGCUUUCCAAGUCCAUGAUUCCAUGAAAUACAAACGUUGAGCACUUGAGUCGCUGCUGAGGAGCUAUCUGGAGGUGAUUCUUCUGAGGACUGGCCAGGUGCUAGAUAAGAAAAGAAGCUGAGGAUGUUUAUAGGUGGUGGUAGUGGUACAAUGCCAAACACAGCGGAGAAAAAAAUCAUGAACAGGAUUCUCUGUGCAUCAGGUAGAACAUUCUAAUCAGUUAAAUGUAAAAUAUGGACGAGUAAAUGCCUGCAUGAAAACCUUUAGCUUUUGUGCCGUCUCAUCUGAGGGCAGAUAGUCUAACUUUGAGGGCACUUAGAGCCUGUCCCAGCAUUGCAAUAAUACUUAUUUUGUGCGGGAGGAGUGGGGUGGUGGGAAGGCUUGGCAGCUGUGACAAGCUGAGGCCCUCUGGCCACACCGAGGGGCCCCAGCCCAAGCAAUAGACAGGAAAUGCCUGACCCCAAGGACUCUUGUGCUAUUCUUGACCAUAGAGAUUAGAAGGAGUCUCAGACUAGCUCUGGCCGAUGGGAGUGUAAAUUGAUUUUUCCAUUGCUUUGGUUUGAGCCUUUCUCUUUCUUCAACUUGGGCUUCCCUCUCCAGGUGAAAAAGCAGUAACCACAAGGAGGAAACCGUAUUAUUUUAGCUUCUCCUGUCUGGAGAGUGGUCAAUACUUGGCUACAGUAAUCUUUUGGUUUUCUCUGUCUGAAAUUAAUGUUCACCUCAUGCAGCAGUCUGCCCCUUGGGAGGCUGGCAUUUGGGGUUGGACAGUCUGGGUGUGUGACUGGGGGAGUCAAUUGCACCCUUUGGAUGUGGACACAUUCUCCUUGCUCCCUGGAGGUCUCCCCUGCAAAUACUGUGAGGUGGAUUUCUCUGCCCUUUGGCUUCUGUCUGACCACAGGCUCACCGGUGGGGAGGCAGGACCCUGAUGGCCAGAUCCCUGAGAGGCUAGUUGACUGUUUACUCAGUUGGUGCUGAAGACUGACAAAUGAUUAACCCCCUGGAAUCCCUGAUUAGACCCCAGCUAUGGUCAUGAGUUCAGCCUUUUGAACCGCAGACUUAAAUUGUUUUUCCAGCAUUCUACCCAGUCAGGCGUCCCUGCCUGGACUCUGCUAUGGAAGGCCUCCCUUGGGAGAGAGUGGUGCGCAGGGGGCGUGGGAAGUGGAGGCAGGACGCCUCGGAUGCUGCGGGGCGGCAGGCGGGGUCUCAGCCACCGCCUGUGGCGAGGCACCCCUGGUCACCUCCCUUGUCGUGUUCUUCCCGGAUGGAACAAGAAGACAAACAGGGCUUGUGUGAAGCCCAGGACUCAGCAGACACAGGGAUGGGCUCCGAUUUUGAGAACUUGGAAGACAGGGAAGAGGACCCAGAAGAAAGCGGAACAGGCUCUAAUCCACAGGACGCAGACAAGAGAGAAGGCCACCCAGAGCAGGAGAUGGCCUCCAGCCCAGAAGAUGAAGCUCUAAGAGAGGACUCAGAGGAGAGGGAACUAGUGUCUGACAUCUGCACAGACGGGCUGCUGAGUGAGGAAGAAGGGGCUCUCCCCGAGGAAGAGGAUGACCAACCUGGCGUAGCUGAGAUGGCGAUGUUCCCAGGACUGUCCGAGUCCGACAGCAUAUCCCGGAGCCCCCCUGAAGAGAAGGAGGAGAGUGCUGGGGAGAACCGGCUAGAGGAGGAAGCAGCGCAGCCGUCCCCUGCCGUGCUUCCUUGGAGGCGGCAUCUGUCUCUGGGCACUCGGCACCGGGGCGACAAGCCCGCGCACCGCCGCUUUCGCCGGCUGCACCACCCCAUGGCCGUGGACCUCGGGGAGCUCGACAGCCUGAUGGCCAGCAUCAUGGACGCGCCCACCAUCUGCCCCGACUGCGGGGAGAGCUUCAGCCCGGGCGCCGCCUUCCUGCAGCACCAGCGCAUUCACUGUCUGGCGGAGGCGGCCGCCGCGGCCAGCCUGGAGCCCUUUGGGUUCGCGGGCGACUGCGGCGCGGUGGUGGGCAUGAUGGGCGUGGGCGUGGCGGGGGGCUUCGGGGCGGGGCCUGCGCUGGCCCGGCCCCCGCGCGAGAAGCCCUUCCGCUGCGGGGAGUGCGGCAAGGGCUUCAGCCGCAACACCUACCUGACCAACCACCUGCGCCUGCACACGGGCGAGCGGCCCAACCUGUGCGCCGACUGCGGCAAGAGCUUCAGCUGGCGCGCCGACCUGCUCAAGCACCGGCGCCUGCACACGGGCGAGAAGCCCUACCCGUGCCCCGAGUGCGGCGAGGCCUUCAGCCUCAGCUCGCACCUGCUGAGCCACCGGCGCGCGCACGCGGCGGCCAGCGGCGCGGGAGCGGCGGCGCUGCGGCCCUUCGCCUGCGGCGAGUGCGGCAAGGGCUUCGUGCGCCGCUCGCACCUGGCUAACCACCAGCGCAUCCACACCGGCGAGAAGCCGCACGGCUGCGGCGAGUGCGGCAAGCGCUUCAGCUGGCGCUCGGACCUGGUGAAGCACCAGCGGGUGCACACGGGCGAGAAGCCCUACAUGUGCUCCGAGUGCGGCGAGACCUUCAGUGUCAGCUCGCACCUCUUCACGCACAAGCGCACGCACUCGGGCGAGCGGCCCUACGUGUGCCGCGAGUGCGGCAAGGGCUUCGGGCGCAACUCGCACCUCGUGAACCACUUGCGGGUGCACACGGGCGAGAAGCCCUUCCGCUGCGGCCAGUGCGAGAAGCGCUUCAGCGACUUCUCCACGCUCACGCAGCACCAGCGCACGCACACGGGCGAGAAGCCCUACACAUGCAUCGAGUGUGGCAAAAGCUUCAUCCAGAGCUCGCACCUCAUCCGCCACCGCCGCAUCCACACCGGCAACAAGCCGCACAAAUGCGCCGGCUGUGGCAAGGGCUUCCGCUACAAGACGCACCUCGCGCAGCACCAGAAGCUGCACCUGUGCUAGGGCUGGGCCCGAGGGUUCUGCCCUCUUGGGAGCAUGUGGGGAGUAGAUGUCUUGGGGACAAACUAUGGAGACGGGGAAGGGGCGGGAGGGACAAUCUGAGAGUGAUUGGGGAGCCUUUUGGUGGUAGGGGGUCUUGAAGGGGAGGGUUGAGUCGGAGGAGUUGGGGUGCUGUAUUUCGCCUGCCGCCUCCUCAAUGAAAAAACAUUUGGGAGAUGUGCUUGAGCGUGGUGAGUUCUUCAAAUACACGGCAGAGGGGUGAGGGGCAUGGAGGAGCAGACACUUUGAGGACCUUGAGGAAGGGGCUUUAGUGGGGAGGGUAGGGGACAAGAUGUCAGGCAAUAGAGUAGGUUGGGCUGCGAUGGCCUGUGGGAAUCAGAGGAGAGGUGUGGCUGGAGUAAGGGUUAUGGGGUAAGAUAAAAAGUCGGUAUGAAUACUUUUAUCCUGGUCCCACCAGGUGUUAAGCCACUGUUAGCUCUAUCCCCCCCACAUCGGCUAUAGUCCUGCUAAAGUAAGGGAACCUUGUCAAUCCGAUAGGAGAGGACAUUUUGUAUACUCUUCCCUUCUUUUCUCUGAGCCAUAGAUAGCUACUAUUUUGAGGCAUCCAGGGGAGACUGGGCAGAAGAGCGACACCCCCUCAUUUCUAGGGCAUUUCUAAACUUCUGAAGUUUAGAAGUUCAUUCAUAACUGCUUCUCAGAUCUCCUGGGAAAUCCUCGUCCUACUCAUGGUCUUUUGCUACUUUCUAUAAAACACUCUAGCUUCGGGCUGGGUCAAGGUGGUCUCUGUGGAUGACCAUCCCCCUGCCCCCGGUGUCAGGUGUGUGUGCCAGGCCCCGUAUUUCUUUCAGGUCUCCCUUGUGAUCUUUUAAGUGCAGGGAAAUGGGACAGUCCCAGCUGUGUGUGGCUUUCCCUUUCCCAGGUCAGCUUGAUGUUUGUUUCAAAUGAACCUGACACCAUGAGCAGUUGCCCCAGUGACCCGCUGCAAAAGUCUGCUAGCUCGGUGUUUCACUGGCCUUAUGUGAAAAUCCAGGAAAGCAAAUGUUGACACGUUGGGGUGCAAAGCUCCUUUGUCUCAUUUGCCUUCACUGCAGAUCUGUGUACCCCUCCCCCUCUGUAGUAAUGGACGAGAUAAUUGAACUCUCACCUCCACCCAUAUCCAGAUGGGCUCCAGUCUGAGUAGAAUUUCUUUUUCUCAUAUAGGGAGUCACAGUAGAAAGCUCAAGGCUUACACAAGGAAGGUACAAGCAAGGAGAGGUGUAAAUGCAAAAUUGCCAAAUAGCACAAGCAAUGAAUGUUUUCUGGUGGUUAUAUAAAUGCCAAAAUAGCACUUUUAUAUUUGCAAAGUGCUUUAUGCUUUUUAAUGAUUGUUAGUUGUUUCUCACAUCUUUGUGAGGUGGAUCAGUAUUAUGAACCCUGUCUUAGGGGAGGCCUGGGGACAGGGGUGUGGCAGGCUGUUCUGAAGAGAGGUGAUGACGGUGUGGAGCGGUGUGGUCUGACCUUUUGUGCUCUCCAGCUCAGCUGCUAGGAAGAUUUACCUGUUAUGAUUUAUAUAGUAAAAUAAGGACACUGAAAAUUUUUAUGCUUGAUGGAAAACUUAAGGCUAGUCUAGAAGGGCCAAAGAUGUCCUUGUUGACAAAGCUGGUCUUUGUCAUGUAAUUAGAGUGUCCUGAAUAUGUUCCAUUUCUCGUAGGGGGCUGUAGUUAGAUGACUCUUGUAUAGAUUUCAGUUACUUGUGCUGAAAAUCCCUUCUGUAGGUUAGCCUUUAGAAGUUAGAGUUGUGGAAAGCAGUACUAUUUUCUUCACUAGCGUUUGUUUUCCUGUACUUUCCAUGGAAGCAUCUUCACAAGCUGUUGGACACACUUGAAGGAAAAAAAAAAACUACAAGCUUGUUUUUACAGUUUUAGCAAACUUUCUGUGGAUGCUGGUAAUUUAUACUUGAUCACUUAGUUGUAUUCUAGCAAAUAACCUCUUUGGGGACUGUAGGAAAGCAUGUUUUUGUUGUUAUAAAAACACUUUUGAAAAAAAUCCUGAGAAUUUGGGGCUUAUAUAAUGCCUGUUGAUCUUGCCCUCUUAAUCAGUUAUUGUUACUCACAAAUCAAAUAGGUUUUCAAAAUAUGGAUAGUUGGGGAAGACACUAAUUCUUUUUUAUUUUCAUUUAGUCGAGAGUAAUUCGAGCAAGGCAAGUGUCCAUUAUUUAUUCUGACUCUUGUAGUCUGAAUACCAAGUGUAUAAGACUCACCUGGAAAUAAUAUAGCCAAUUUGUAGGUAAUCUUAUUCCUUUGUGGUUUUUUAAACGCACAUCUACCUCUUCCAGCUGUUUUAAGUUUUCUCAAGUCUGUGCCUAUGAAAUCUCAUCCAACUUUUGAUUAUUCAUGGGUUGAUUAUCCACUUUAUGAGUUAUUUGGCUUUUUGCUGCCAUUAUACUAUUGCACAGUCUUGUCUGCAUCAAACAUUGCCUAUCAGCAGCUUUUGAGAAAGAGUUCAACGGGUAGAGGAGAUUGAAGCUAAUGUACGAUAAUUUACUGGCAGUGGAACUCUGGAUUUCAUUGACCUCUCUCGUUCUUUCUAUGACUAUAGAUAAGAGAGUCAGCUAGUACUUAAGUAUCCCUUCUCUGAGCAAAUCCUUUAGCAGAAAAAAACAGUCGAACCACCAACACCCAACUCUCAUGGUGCAUUUAAAAUGUGAUUCCACUUUUCUUAGAAUUCUUCAGGGAACAUACCUGCAUUAAGUGAGGUGAAAUGCAUUCAGGAGGUCGUUUCUCGUGUCUGGUUUUAGAAUAAUAGUAUUUCUUCAGCAAAUCCUGUGAACUGUGGUUCACCCUUGAAAAUGUUAAUCUGAAGACUCCUUCUACCAGCUUAUUAAUGAUGGUGGAGGCAAGUGUAUCAUUUGUUUCGUAGGGAGUUUGGUCAAGUUCAGGCUGCCCUUUACUGAGCAAAACCUGGAGCAGCUUGACUAGAUUAAAUCUUGAGCUCUGAGUUGGAAGGAGAAGAUGAGAAGUUAACCCCUUGAGCCAUGUGGUCUCUUCAAGAUCAAGAGGCUGUACAUACGUGAAAAAGUACAAAUUAAGAACGUGUGUUCAUAGACAAUCUGAACUGUGUCUCUGAAGUUUGUGCACAUUUUCCUUCUCUGUAAUGUUAUUUUACAGCUAUUUGUUAAAAUAGUGAAUAAUUUAAUGAUCCUAAAAGUAACAGGUCUUGUGUGAGUGUGUGAUUGUGUAUGUGAGAAUUGCCUUAUUUUCAGGUGGUUUUAUUUAAUGAUGGUUCCUUGGACAGCAUUCUGCUGUUCAGCAACCAAUAUGGAAUAUUUGUCAUUAAAUCCAUAUCCGUCUUUUACCAUGUCAUUCUUUCUUCUUUAUUUGUCACCCAUUAAAUGUCAUUCAGUUCAAUCUAUGGAAGAAAUGUUCUGGUAGAAAGGGAUCAGCAAACUACCAAAUCCAGACUGCGUCUUUUUGUAAAUAAAAUUUUAUUGGAAUACAGUCA